Messenger RNA from Chenopodium quinoa (quinoa), 1133 nucleotides. RefSeq names its product triosephosphate isomerase, cytosolic-like. The record is from RefSeq and is a predicted model, not a curated record. Gene Ontology annotation, cellular component: cytosol. Gene Ontology annotation, biological process: glycerol catabolic process; glyceraldehyde-3-phosphate biosynthetic process; glycolytic process. The transcript has 9 exons. The coding region runs from base 119 to 883 and encodes 254 amino acids. Gene Ontology annotation, molecular function: triose-phosphate isomerase activity. Lineage: Eukaryota; Viridiplantae; Streptophyta; Magnoliopsida; Caryophyllales; Amaranthaceae.
AUGAAACUUUUGUAUUAGUAUAUAGUUGUUGGAGAACAAACAUCUAAAAUAACAUAAACACUAGUUUCAGAGCAUCAAUCUUCUACUCUGACUCUCUUCUUCUCCCGAAUCCUCAAAAAUGUCUAGAAAGUUCUUCGUCGGCGGCAACUGGAAAUGCAAUGGAACCACUGAGGAAGUGAAGAAACUUGUGACCAUGUUGAAUGAAGCCGAAGUUCCCUCAGAAGAGGAAGUGGAGGUGGUUGUCAGCUCUCCAUUUGUAUUUCUUACUCUGGUGAAAAAUUUAUUGAGGCCUGAUUUCCAUGUGGCUGCACAAAACUGUUGGGUGCGAAAAGGUGGUGCCUUCACGGGUGAAAUCAGUGCAGACAUGCUUGUCAAUUUGGGUAUUAACUGGGUUAUCCUGGGUCAUUCAGAGAGAAGAGCCUUGUUAAAUGAGACAAACGAUUUUGUUGCAGACAAGGUAUCACAUGCGCUCACCCAGGGCCUGAAAGUGAUAGCUUGUGUAGGUGAGACUCUGGAGCAGCGUGAAGUAGGAACUACCAUAGAGGUGGUUGCUGCUCAGACAAAAGCUAUUGCUGACCGCAUAAUGAAUUGGGACAAUGUAGUUGUGGCUUAUGAACCAGUCUGGGCCAUUGGAACUGGAAAAGUUGCAACUCCUGCUCAGGCUCAGGAGGUUCAUUUGGAACUGAGGAAGUGGCUCAAGGAGAAUGUCAGCGCCCAAGUUGCUGAAACAACCAGAAUUAUUUAUGGAGGCUCAGUAAAUGCAGGUAACUGCAAAGAGUUGGCAGGACAGCCUGAUGUUGAUGGAUUUUUGGUCGGCGGAGCUUCCCUUAAGCCGGAGUUCGUAGACAUAAUCAAGUCUGCUACAGUGAAAAAUGGUGCUUAAUAUUGAUCCAGUCUAAUUUCGGAAACCACUUCUAGAUAUUUUUGCUUUUAGGUGUUCUUUUGCCUCUUUUACAAGACUUACAUGAAGAGAAUGUCAAAACUCGAAAACAACUAACAGAUAAAAUGCCUCAAGUUGUGCUUCUUUUUCGGUCAAUAUGAAUGUAUAAGCGUACCUUAAGUUAUUUUCUUCGCCGUUUGUUCAUAUUGUAUGAAACUACGGUGUGUGUUUUUAUUCAUAUUGUGUGAAAUUA